AUGGUUUCGAAAGUAUUGGGUAUGGGCCUCCGCGCCUUCCAGCUUCUCUGUGCUGUCAUUGUCACGGCUAUGGCCGGUAACAACAUCGCACGCGCGACUAACGGCACCUCCUCGAUCAUCAACUACACACUAUUCGUUGGUGUAUGGUGGCUCUUCACACUGCUGUAUUUCCUCCCCACAGCCUUCAUCGACAAGUUCGCCAUCCCCAUCGUCGAUAUGAUCAUGGAUGGUUUGAGCGUACUGUUCGGUUUCUGCGCUGCUGUUGCGCUCCCUGCCUACCUUGGUGCCCACAGCUGCUCGAACAGGAACUACACUGCCCACAACAGUGUCACCAACAGCUCGCCCGAUCUUGAGCAGAACUGCCGCCAGGCACAGACCGCGACUGCCUUCCUGUGGUUUGGCUGGGCGGCAUUCGUCGCCACCCUCAUCUUCUCUGCCAUGGCUGGCAAGGGCAGCGGCGCCAACCUCCGGGGUGGAAUCCGCCGUGGUGGACCUUCUAUGAGCCAGGUCUAG
Messenger RNA from Ascochyta rabiei, 513 nucleotides. RefSeq lists its product as uncharacterized. Gene Ontology annotation, biological process: protein localization to plasma membrane; eisosome assembly. The record is from RefSeq and is a predicted model, not a curated record. Gene Ontology annotation, cellular component: eisosome; plasma membrane. The transcript has 3 exons. NCBI's taxonomy places the organism in Eukaryota, Fungi, Ascomycota, Dothideomycetes, Pleosporales, Didymellaceae. The coding region runs from base 1 to 513 and encodes 170 amino acids.